Colletotrichum godetiae is the source of this 590-nucleotide messenger RNA. RefSeq lists its product as uncharacterized. Bases 155 to 454 code for a protein of 99 amino acids. NCBI's taxonomy places the organism in Eukaryota, Fungi, Ascomycota, Sordariomycetes, Glomerellales, Glomerellaceae. The record is from RefSeq and is a predicted model, not a curated record. The transcript has a single exon.
GGAACAGCAGGCGCAAUUAAUGGGGCGGUAAGGUGAGGCAAGCGUGCCAGCAGGCAGACAAACGCAACGUCGUCAUACGUCUUCUUCAGGGCUUAUUCGAGGUCAAGUGCUGGAUAUUGACUGGCCACUGCAGACUACAAAUACAUACCGGCCCAUGUCAAGGAGGCAUCUCGCAGUCCCAACGGGAGAGCCUCACUCGCGUCGCAUUUACUUCAUAUUCCUCCAUCUUCUAGGCUGUCAGGCCGCACUGCACCAAGCGCUAGACAGCAGACGUCACGGCCCACCAGCUGGCAGUUACAGCGCUGCAACUCAAGAAAGGAAAAGGCCGUUAGGUCGUGUCUGGCGACUAACCCCUCACUCCGUCUCAAGCUUCGCAACCCCGCCAGCCCACGCUUUCCACUCCAAUGCCACAGGGGGUGUGAUAGUUCCACCAACAAGUGCACUUCCGACUUGACUACACGGCAACAAGUCGAAUCCCAAGCCGAACAGCGCCAUCCGCCGAGGAGGGGAUAGAAAGGCAGCUGUUCACCCCUCGACUCUCACCUUAUCACAGUCACCGGAUACAUAGCGUACCCCUCCUCUCCGCCCGG